CCGGGCUCUUAGGCCAGCGGCCGGGGUGGGGACGGCGGAGGUCGGGGUCGUCUCGGAGCCGCCGACAUGAUGUGCGGGGGGCCCAGCGCCACCAAGCCCGCCACGGCCGACACGCAGGAGAUUGCCGACAAGGUGAAGUCCCAGCUUGAGGAGAAGGAAAACCGGAAGUUCUCCGUCUUUAAAGCUGUGUCUUACAGAAGCCAGGUCGUGGCCGGCACCAACUACUUCAUCAAGGUUGACGUCGGUGAUGAUGAGUUCAUGCACCUGAGGGUGUUCCAAAGUCUCCCUCAUGAGAACAAGCCACCAACCUUGCAUGCCUACCAGACCAAGAAGGCCGAGCAUGACGAGCUAGGCUACUUCUGACUCCUCAGUCCCUGUGCACAUGCAUUUUAAUGUGUCCUCCAUGCUGGGGACCUAGAAAUAAAUUCCACCCCUCCUCUGUGGCUCUGACUUGGAGAAGAUGGGGUUAAGCUUUUCUCCUGUGCUUUCCAAACUCUUUUGUAUUUUCCUUCUCAUUAAUGAUGUUAAUUUUAUUUUCAAACAGUAUGACACGUAAUUGCUCUGUAAAUAUAUAUUUUUAAGGUCACAAAA
Jaculus jaculus (lesser Egyptian jerboa) is the source of this 591-nucleotide messenger RNA. Its product is annotated as cystatin-B-like. The transcript is spliced from 3 exons. Gene Ontology annotation, cellular component: cytosol. The record is from RefSeq and is a predicted model, not a curated record. Lineage: Eukaryota; Metazoa; Chordata; Mammalia; Rodentia; Dipodidae. Gene Ontology annotation, molecular function: cysteine-type endopeptidase inhibitor activity. The coding region runs from base 67 to 363 and encodes 98 amino acids.